AUGCCGCUUCAAAUCGCUCCGUUGCGACUCGCCGUCGCGGCAGUAGCGCUCACACAAGAGGAGUUACUGCAGCGGCAACUCGACGACAGUGGAGACGAUGGUGGAGAAAAUGAUAGGAGAGGAGAGAAUGGCUUGGUCCUCUUUAGAGUAGGACUGGACUACGAUUCUUUGCAGGGUUUGUUAAUGAAAUGCACCUUGGACUCUAUAUUCAAAGUUGGUUUCGGAGUGGACUUAAAUUGCCUGGAAGGAUCAGACAAAGAGGGAAGUGAAUUCAUAAGGGCUUUUGAUGAUUCAAAUGAAUUGACAUAUUGGCGUUAUGCUGAUCCAUUUUGGAAGCUUAAGCAGUAUCUAAACAUUGGCAGUGAAGCAACCCUCAAGAAGAACAUCAAAUUCAUCCACAAUUUUGUUGAUGAUUUGAUCAGUACCAAGAGAAGACAAAUGGAAAUGCAACAGCAUUGUAAUGACAAGGAGGACAUACUUUCAAGAUUCUUGGUGGAGAGCAAAAAGAAUCCACAGAGGAUGACAAAUCAAUAUUUAAGGGAUAUUAUUCUCAGCUUCAUGAUUGCAGGCAAAGAUACAACUGCAAACACUCUUUCUUGGUUUAUUUAUGUGCUUUGCAAGAACCCCAUUAUCCAUGAAAAGAUCGCAAAAGAAGUGGAAGAAAUUAUCAGUAGUACUCCAUGGAAUGAAGCUAGUACAGUUGAUGACUUUGUGGAAUGUAUCACCGAUGAAGCACUUGAAGAAAUGCAUUACCUUCAUGCAGCAUUGACAGAAACCUUGAGGCUUUACCCUGCAGUUCCUGUGGAUGGAAGGUGCACAGAAACAGAUGACAUUCUCCCAGAUGGAUUUAAACUGAAGAAAGGAGAUGGUGUAUACUACAUGGCCUAUGCAAUGGGCAGAAUGAAUUACAUUUGGGGAGAUGAUGCUGAAGAGUUUAGGCCCGAAAGAUGGCUCAAAAAUGGGAUAUUUCAACCUGAAUCACCCUUCAAAUUCAUAGCAUUCAAUGCUGGCCCUCGAACUUGUUUGGGGAAAGAUUUUGCUUAUAGGCAAAUGAAGAUAGUAUCAGCAGCUCUUGUCCACUUAUUCCGGUUCAAAUUAGAGAAUGACACUGAGAAUGUGACUUACAGAACCAUGAUUACACUUCAUAUAAAAGGAGGCCUUAGUAUUCAUGCACUUCCAAGAACAUGUUUUGUAAGGUCUGAGAUGUAAAUCACAAGUUAUAUGAAUUAUGUAUACCACCAUCCAAUUUGAAAUAAAUAGUAUUGAGAAGUAAUUUAUAAAGAAUUUGUGACAUGUCCAUUUGUCGAAGA
This is a messenger RNA of Olea europaea var. sylvestris, 1310 nucleotides long. RefSeq names its product cytochrome P450 704C1-like. Gene Ontology annotation, molecular function: iron ion binding; heme binding; oxidoreductase activity, acting on paired donors, with incorporation or reduction of molecular oxygen. Bases 1 to 1209 code for a protein of 402 amino acids. The transcript is spliced from 5 exons. The record is from RefSeq and is a predicted model, not a curated record. NCBI's taxonomy places the organism in Eukaryota, Viridiplantae, Streptophyta, Magnoliopsida, Lamiales, Oleaceae.